AUGGCUGAGAAGACCAAAGAGGAGAGCCAGCUGUGGCCCGGGACUACAUUUCAGGAUGCUUCGGGUCUCCAGGACAGCUUGUUCUCCUCUGAAAGUGACAACAGUCUGUACUUCACCUACAGUGGCCAGUCCAACACUCUGGAGGUCAGAGAUCUCACCUACCAGGUAGGGGCACCUGCCUGGGUUCAGGGGAGAAGUGUGAGCAUCGAACAGAACGUGGACAUUGCCUCUCAGGUUCCUUGGUUUGAGCAACUGGCUCAGUUCAAGAUACCUUGGAGGUCUCACAGCAGCCAAGACUCCUGUGAGCUGGGAAUCCGAAAUCUAAGCUUCAAAGUGAGGAGCGGACAGAUGCUGGCCAUCAUAGGAAGCUCAGGCUGCGGAAGAGCCUCCCUCCUCGAUGUGAUCACAGGCAGAGACCACGGUGGCAAGAUGAAAUCAGGACAAAUCUGGAUAAAUGGGCAGCCCAGCACGCCUCAGCUGAUGCAGAAGUGUGUGGCGCAUGUGCGCCAGCAUGACCAACUGCUCCCCAACCUGACCGUCAGAGAGACCCUGACUUUCAUCGCCCAGAUGCGCCUGCCCAGGGCCUUCUCUCAGGCCCAGCGUGACAAAAGGGUGGAAGACGUGAUUGCCGAGCUGCGGCUGCGGCAGUGCGCCAACACCCGCGUGGGCAAUACAUAUGUACGUGGAGUGUCCGGGGGUGAACGCCGACGAGUGAGCAUUGGGGUGCAGCUCCUGUGGAACCCCGGAAUCCUCAUUCUGGAUGAACCCACCUCCGGCCUCGACAGCUUCACAGCCCACAACCUGGUGAGAACCUUGUCCCGCCUGGCCAAGGGCAACAGGCUGGUGCUCAUCUCCCUCCACCAGCCUCGCUCUGACAUCUUCAGACUGUUUGACCUGGUCCUUCUGAUGACGUCUGGCACCCCUGUCUACCUGGGCGCGGCCCAGCACAUGGUGCAGUACUUCACGUCAAUCGGCCACCCUUGUCCUCGGUAUAGCAAUCCUGCCGACUUCUACGUGGACUUGACCAGCAUCGACAGGCGCAGCAAAGAACAGGAGGUGGCCACCAUGGAGAAGGCUCAGUCUCUUGCCGCCUUGUUCAUAGAGAAAGUGCAAGGCUUUGAUGACUUUGUGUGGAGAGCCGAGUCAAAGGAGCUCGACCCAGGCGCCUACACAGUCAGCCGGACCCUCACACAGGACACCAACUGUGGAACUGCUGCUGAGUUGCCUGGGAUGAUACAACAGUUUUCCACCCUGAUCCGUCGUCAGAUUUCCAAUGACUUCCGGGACCUGCCCACCCUGCUCAUCCACGGAGCGGAGGCCUGCCUGAUGUCCCUCAUCAUCGGGUUCCUUUACUAUGGCCAUGGGAGCAAACAGCUCUCCUUCGUGGACAUGUCAGCCCUCCUGUUCAUGAUAGGAGCUCUUGUCCCUUUCAAUGUCAUCCUGGAUGUCGUCUCCAAAUGUCACUCGGAGAGGUCGAUGCUGUACUAUGAGCUGGAAGACGGGCUGUACACUGCCGGUCCAUAUUUCUUUGCAAAGAUCCUAGGCGAGCUGCCGGAGCACUGUGCCUACGUCAUCAUCUAUGCGAUGCCCAUCUACUGGCUGACCAACCUGCGGCCCGUGCCUGAGCUCUUCCUGCUGCACUUCGUGCUGGUGUGGCUGGUGGUCUUCUGCUGCAGGACCAUGGCCCUGGCUGCCUCUGCCAUGCUGCCCACCUUCCACAUGUCCUCCUUCUUCUGCAACGCCCUCUACAACUCCUUUUACCUUACCGCCGGCUUCAUGAUCAACUUGGACAACCUGUGGAUUGUGCCCGCGUGGAUCUCCAAGCUGUCGUUCCUCCGGUGGUGCUUCUCGGGGCUGAUGCAGAUUCAGUUCAAUGGACACAUUUACACCACGCAGAUCGGCAACCUCACCUUCUCCGUCCCCGGAGACACGAUGGUCAGUAUCAUGGACCUGAACUCACAUCCACUCUAUGCCGUCUACCUCAUCGUCAUUGGUAUCAGCUGUGGCUACCUGUGCCUGUACUAUCUGUCCUUGAAGUUUAUCAAACAGAAGUCAAUUCAAGACUGGUGAUGCUCAGCCUUGCUCCCACUGGUGGGACCCUUCUCCCCGGGCUGGCUGCCCUCUGAGGACCCUGACUGGGGACAAGGCUCACACAGAUCUCAAGCAGCCUCCACGUCUUAGUGCUGCAGUUGCACAGGACAGCCACAGGAUGGCAGUAGAAUAAAGACAGUUGAGAGGUGUCUCUGCUCCCAGGCCUGGGCUUGCGAUGGGGGAGAGAAACAGGUACUCAGUGGACCUGCGACGUUGCUCGUUCAUUUUAUGUCUUUAUAUAAACAACGCAGAAUGGAGUGGAAACCAAUUAUAUAUGCAUUGAGUAGCUAGGCUAUGCAUAAAUUUCUGGAAUCCUAAGAGGAUAGUGGUUUAUAGCUUUCUCUUCUACCAUUUUCACACUGUUAAGCCAGUCUCAAUAUAGAGGGUGACCUAAAACAGACUAGCAAAAUGUCUUCUCUUUUCUCUGUGUGGAUCCACAGACUCCAACCCCCAAAGUUGGACAGCUGAGAGUUAACUGAGCAUCUACACAGUGUGUAUGGUACAAAGCGCGGUGUGUGGCCUCUUGUUGUUUAUUCUCAGAACAACUCACUGAUGUGAGCAGCACCCUGUCAUGGGUAAAGACACCGUGGCAAAGACAAAUCCAGUUGUCUCAGCUUAUAAACUGUUUUGUGGUGGAAUCAAAACGACCCUGAGGCCUUUGGGAGUUACAGAGCAAAAGACCAGGCCUGAGCUGCCUCUAGAAACAGUUUGCAGGGUUUGUGUGAGUUCUGUCAGGCCUCAGCAUUGCAUCCCCUAGGUGAGGCUCAGGGUCAGCUUUGAACCUUUCCCAGUGGCCAGAGGAUGGACUGCCACACAUCCAAGUUGGAUGCUUUGUGCCUGUGUUGAGGACCACCCAACCCAAAGCACGGAGCAGGCUUGCUCCCAGAGGAAAACAAGUCUGGACUGAAAGAGACAGCAGGGAGGGUGUUGGAGGCUGAGGCCGGGAGAGAUGGUCCCCCAGAUCCUGACUGCGUCCAUCGGGCGUGGUUCCUGGCCAGAUUCAUGAUGUCACUGGAUGCUGAUGAGGUAGGCAGAAUCCCAGGUCUGCCCAGACCCGUGGACUCAGCAUUGUGUGUCCAGAUAGCGCCACUGACUUGAGUGCAGACCCCAGUGUGAGCCGCGGCAGCUCCACAGUGUGCUAGCUCUCCUUUCCCAGCGCCCAUCGGCCUCAGGAGGUCCACAGCCCUGCUGCUACCAUCCAUUGCAUACAUGUCACUCGAGCCACAGGGUCCUCAUCCAGAGCAGAGUCAAAAGCACCCCCCCACCCCCAGAUUGUUUCUUUCAGUUUGGAAUAGCUAGCUCCUUAGUGCCCCCUGACUUUCUAGGGUAGCUUUCAGUUUGGAUGUAUCUGGUGCAUUUCUCAAUUAAAUCCAGGCCGAGCACCUUUGGUCAGAAUACCCAGAAGUGAAAUUGGUUUUUCCCUAGUGUGUCCCGUCAAGUGGCACAUGGUUCCCACUUGCUGCAUGCUGCUGACUUUGCCUGACAGAAGACACUCUGCUGGACCCUUCCAUGGUCCUCUGUUAUCUCUUUUUAUAAUUAAUAAAGCUUUUGA
Messenger RNA from Apodemus sylvaticus (European woodmouse), 3643 nucleotides. RefSeq names its product ATP binding cassette subfamily G member 8 (gene Abcg8). The coding region runs from base 1 to 2070 and encodes 689 amino acids. The record is from RefSeq and is a predicted model, not a curated record. Gene Ontology annotation, cellular component: plasma membrane. Gene Ontology annotation, molecular function: ATP binding; ATP hydrolysis activity; ABC-type transporter activity. The transcript is spliced from 13 exons. Gene Ontology annotation, biological process: cholesterol homeostasis. Lineage: Eukaryota; Metazoa; Chordata; Mammalia; Rodentia; Muridae.